AUGGAGACAGAAGAUAUGAUCAGUGGCCUGCCAAACAACAUAAUACACUCAAUCCUAGAUUUCAUGCCUACCAGAGAUGCAGCAAGAACUAGUAUUUUGUCAAGAAAUUGGAGGUUUACUUGGGCUUCCCAUCCAAAACUUGUGUUUGAUAAACAAUUUUUUGAUGAGACCAUCAACACCAGGAAAAAUGCAGCUUGCUUAAAAAAUGAAUUCUUGAAUGUAAUCAAUAAAAUUCUUUUAGUUCACAGUGGCCAUAUUGUAAAAUUUGUUCUCUACAUCCCGAAGGUAUGGGUUAAUCAGAGCCCAGAUAUUGAUCAAUGGAUACUAUUCUUGUCGAGAAACGGUAUCAAAGAACUCAUUCUUUUUGAUGCAAAUCACAAUCCCUAUCAUCUGCCUUCUUAUCUUUUCUCUCGUCCACAAUUAACCAGGCUGUCGCUAUGCAACUGUGUCAUUAAGCCACUGCAUCUUUCCGGAGGCUUUCGCAAUCUUGUUAGCCUUUAUAUGAAGCAAAUCUCAUUCGAUUCCAUUCUAUUUGGAACCCUAGUUGUUAAAGCCCCAUUGCUUCUGCAACUGAAGCUUUCUAGCUGCAAAGGUAUUAACCAUUUCAAUGUAAAUGCUCCAAAACUAAAAGAUUUACACGUCUCGAAUUGCCAUGGAGUUGAAUUGAUGUGCUUUCGAAGCAUGGCGAACUUGAAAGAUGUCUCUAUUGUUUUUUCAUUUCGGAAGGUGAAAGAUGUCUCUAUUUCGCGAUGCAAAGAAGAACAAUUGCAUUUUCCAGUACAGAAUUCCAGGAAGGGGAAGAGCAUCAAUUUGAUCAGCUUUUUUGAUUACUUGCCUAGAAUUCGUCGUCUUACUUUGGAUGGCUUUUUCCUUAAGUAUUUGGAUGCAUGUAAUGUUCCAAAGAGGCUUCCCACUGCGGCUAAAAAGUUGAGGCAUCUUGUUCUACAUAAUUUUGAAUUUAACGGUGUGGAUCAGAUUUCGUGUGCUCUAUGCUUGCUUAGAAGUUCACCUAGCUUGGAGAUUCUUAAGAUCAAGGUUGCUGAUGAACACAAAGACAAUGCUCUGGAAUCAGCUAUACAUUAUCUGGAAGCACCGGACUGUAACGAACAUACCAUGAAAAAACUUCAAACCGUACACAUAUCUUCAAGCAAGGGUUCAAAGACCGAACUGCUCUUCAUAAAGCUUCUACUUGCAUGUUCGUCUUCCCUUGAAAAGAUGAUUAUUGAGACUAGUAAAAAAGUGGAUAUCAAUGAAGGACUUAGGAUUUCAAGAGAAUUAAUGCUCUUUUCUCGAGCAUCACCAAAAGCAGAAAUGAUAUUCUCGGGCUCUACUGCCAGUUAG
This is a messenger RNA of Cornus florida, 1341 nucleotides long. Its product is annotated as F-box/FBD/LRR-repeat protein At1g13570-like. Bases 1 to 1341 code for a protein of 446 amino acids. The transcript has 3 exons. Gene Ontology annotation, molecular function: protein binding. The record is from RefSeq and is a predicted model, not a curated record. NCBI's taxonomy places the organism in Eukaryota, Viridiplantae, Streptophyta, Magnoliopsida, Cornales, Cornaceae.